AUGCAGCCCACAAUGUCUUACAUGAGAUUGGCCAUCAUCUCCAUUUCAUUCACAACAUUCUCCAUUUUAUGUGAUGCAAGAAUUUUUGCACAAUUCUUAAAAUCUCAAGACACAGAAUUAGAGAAGAAGCUGAAAGCAAUAAAUCACUUGGAGUUAGACUUACCAUUGCCUUCCUCAAAUGUUAAGCCACUAGAGGUAAGCCCUCCCUUCUCUUUCCCACCCUUUGAUUCACUGGCACCACUUCCCUUGCCUGGAAAUGUCCCUCUUUCUCCUAACUGUGCAAAUCCACCAUUUUCCCAAAACCCACCUCAACCAAAUACUCCUUCAUCUUCCUCCUCCCCUUCAUCAUCUGCACCCACUUGCUCACCCAUCCCAAAACCACCACCUGCAAAUGAGCCCACCCCUCACCCACCUGGCCCACCCACCACAAUUCCAAGCCCACCCAAAAAUCCUCCAUCCCCACCCAAGCCUGUCCCAGGCCCACCAGCCUUGGCCCCACCUGUAGCUUACCCUCCACCAUCAGGACCCACAAGCCCUCCACAGAAAAAGCCACCACAGUCUGGGGCGGUGUGGUGUGUGGCCAAGCCCGCAGUGCCUGGCCCAAUAGUCCAAGAGGCCCUGGACUACGCGUGUGGGUCUGGUGCAGACUGCAAGUCAAUCCAGCCCAAUGGGUCCUGCUAUAAGCCAGACACAUUGUUGUCCCAUGCUUCGUACGCCUUCAACAGCUACUGGCAGAGCACCAGGGCUGCUGGUGGCACUUGUGAUUUUGGAGGGACUGCCAUGAUUGUUACAGUUGAUCCAACAUUGGAUACAGAACACGCAUGCUAUAUAGAUAUGAUCUGA
Messenger RNA from Prunus armeniaca (apricot), 843 nucleotides. The record is from the annotation of a GenBank genome assembly. Lineage: Eukaryota; Viridiplantae; Streptophyta; Magnoliopsida; Rosales; Rosaceae.